GCAUACCCAUGUGACGAUUUUGGCCGGUAUUUUAUCCUUUAGGUUCAUUAUUCUUUGAGUUCUUUCCUAUUAUUUACACCAAAACGAAAGUACAUUUCCCGCGAACAAGCAUUCGACCAUUCGUGAGUGCGGUCGUCCGGGUAUUGUGCGUUUUGUGUAUCGACUGUGCAUAUUUGUAACGGAGACAGUGCUAUAAGAUUUGUGCGCUAUGAUUCUGGACGGGUUUGACGAGAGUUAUUCCGGCAAAUGGCGGCAGGUGAAACAAGAAGGGCUUGAUGCGUUUUUAGCAGCAAAUGGACUUAAUUUCGUGAUCCGGAAAUUCGUGCUGCUGUUCAAUACGACCAUGGAGCUGACCCGCGAGGGUGACAGCAAGGUCAAGGUCGUCAUGAAAACAGGAAAGACGAUAGAGGCCGUCAUGGACUUCUCACAGGAGUACGAGGGCGAUGACGGAUUUGAUAACAAAAUUAUGGUGAAGGCCACGUGGGAACCGUCAACAAAGAAAAUGAUUGCCGAGACCACACCCAUUGAGGGAUCAAAGGCCAAACGUUCCAUCGUAGAGAAAAGUCUCAUGCCAGACGACAAUAACAUGAUGCUGGAAGUGAUGAUAUUACCCGAUGACAAAAUUUUAUGCAAGCGAUAUUUCAUGAAGGAGAGCAUGCCGUAACCUGCUUCCAACUUAGGUUUACUUCAUUUUCAUAGCAUUAUGUUACGUCAUUGAUACAUGUAUUGUGUUACGAUUCAAUUGAGAUUGUAUUGUUAAAACGCGUUAGCAUGUCAUCAAUAAAAAAUACAAGUUCAAUCAUU
Molecule: messenger RNA, 804 nt
Organism: Dreissena polymorpha
Lineage: Eukaryota; Metazoa; Mollusca; Bivalvia; Myida; Dreissenidae
Exons: 5
Coding region: 209-664 (151 amino acids)
Source: RefSeq, a predicted model, not a curated record